AUGUUGCCUGCAAAGGCCCUCUGCUGCAUGGCUUGCAUCUACAUUGCGCCGCUGAAGGCUCUCGUUCGCGAACGAGUGGAGGACUGGUCUGUAAAGAUUGGACAGAAACUUGGAAAA
This is a messenger RNA of Dibothriocephalus latus, 117 nucleotides long. Lineage: Eukaryota; Metazoa; Platyhelminthes; Cestoda; Diphyllobothriidea; Diphyllobothriidae. The record is from the annotation of a GenBank genome assembly.